This is a messenger RNA of Drosophila nasuta, 1523 nucleotides long. RefSeq names its product virus-induced RNA 1 (gene vir-1). Lineage: Eukaryota; Metazoa; Arthropoda; Insecta; Diptera; Drosophilidae. The record is from RefSeq and is a predicted model, not a curated record. Bases 1 to 1338 code for a protein of 445 amino acids. The transcript is spliced from 5 exons.
AUGACGAUGAUGAUGAUGAUGAUGCUGAUGAUGUUGCAGGUGGCAGUGGCAUCACGUUCAAGUCCGCAGGAUGAUGCUGAGGUGAUUCCGGACACGGAUUUCCGUGACUUUAAGGGCGUCAUCGAUACGGGUGCCGAUGCCACUCCUUUCCUGCAGCCAAGUCCAUCGGCCGUUAACUUCUUGAACUCCUUUGAUGACAUUUUCCGUCGUCUGCGCACUCGUCUUUGGCCCGUGACUCUUGACUCGGAGGAGUCUGGCUCCGGUGAUGAUGGUUUUGCUGCCGGCUUUCCACUGCGUUUCGGCUUGAGCAAUCUGAAUCCGGUGGAUCCCAAGAAUGGCAACACAACAUCCACAGUUAAGGUUGUGGAUGGUCACCGAUUGGAGAUCAAUGAGACCGUCUAUGGCGAUGAGAACAGUCACUUCAAGGUGCGUCUGGUGAAUGUGCGUCCCUUGGAGAGUGGCGAAGAGGUUGUCGAGGGCAUCACCCAUGACAAUGGUGAUUUCAAGCCGGCGAAUUCCAUUUCCCCGGCUACUUCGGCGCCUCCCAAGCGUAGCGAACUCGAUGAAUCCGAUGAGGAUCGUCGUGAACCUCUCGAGAAGCAGACCAAGGACAACGAGGUGCGCGACAUCGAUGAACCUCAGAGCACAACCACAGCAACAACAACCACAACCACAACAACUAUAGCCGCGAGCACAAUUGCAGAGGAUUCCAUUGCAGAGAGCAGCGACAACACACAGAUUGUAAUGGCCGAACUGAUUGAAGAUAUGCAGCAGAAGGAGCAAGGGGAGCACGAGGAGCAACAUGAGCAGCUGGCCACAGCUCAAGAUGCUGACGUCGACACAAUGGCGCAUAAUGAGGAAGCGGAAACGCCGCUGCCUGACAGUGACGGCGACAGCGACAGCGACAAUAAUGCGGCGCCGGAGUCCUUGGCGGCCAUUGAAAACUUUGACUCGGAGUUUGACGAUGUCGCCGCUCCGCAAUUCGAGCAGCUGCAGUUGCAUGGAGAACGGGAGCGCGAACGUGAGGAACUGGAGUCCUCAGAUGAUGAGGAAAGCAAUCAUGCGGCGGCCAUUGAAAUGAGCGACACCUUUAAUGAUGAAUGGGCCUCGUUGGACAUUGCAGAUCCUGGCAAUGAUUUGAAUAAUCACAUUGACAUCGAGGUGGAGAAGUUUGUGCCCGUGGAUCUAUCCAAUGAUAUUGCUGUCAACGAUAUUGCCGCCGCGAAUCCCGACUAUCCAUAUAACCCAGAUGCAGAGCUGAUUGAUGUUGAGGGUGCAGCUGCAGCACACAUGAUGCCAAAGUUUGAGAAGCUAUCUCUGGCGCCGUUGCCCAAAUGAGAAAGGAAUUUAGGGAUAUAAUCUUAAGUGUUUUAGCUGUUAAGAACAAAAUAAAAAACUACACUCAUUAUCACACAGCAUUCAUUAAAUUAUUUACAAUGUUUGAAGAGUAUUACACGCAUAUUUAUUGUGCAAGCACAUAAUUUAUUUCUUUAUAUUUAAAUACAACUACAAAAAACAAACCA